Messenger RNA from Populus euphratica (Euphrates poplar), 1034 nucleotides. RefSeq names its product vesicle transport protein SFT2B-like. The transcript is spliced from 7 exons. Gene Ontology annotation, cellular component: membrane. Gene Ontology annotation, biological process: vesicle-mediated transport. The record is from RefSeq and is a predicted model, not a curated record. Lineage: Eukaryota; Viridiplantae; Streptophyta; Magnoliopsida; Malpighiales; Salicaceae. Bases 113 to 676 code for a protein of 187 amino acids.
UUCUCCCUCAGAGACCCGUUAUUCUAUCGCGAGAAACUUUAGAAUGUUGUUAGAAAGAAGAACAACGAUCAAAAGCAUUGAAAAGGCUUAAUUUUUUGCCGAAAAUAUAGUAAUGUGGAAGCUAAAUCAGUUUAUACCAGAUGAUGAUGGGGAGAGAGAGGAGAGUUUAUUAGAAGAAGAAUCAGAUGGGAUUUGUUCCCUUUCUCCUACGCAGAGGCUGUAUGCAUUUGCUGCUUCUUUGGCCGCUGGUUUGAUUCUUAUGUUCGUGGCAUCUAAGAGGGACAAGUUGUCAGCAUCUGCAGAUCACUUGGCUUUUGUCAUGCUUCCACUACAUCUAUCACACCUUUCCUUGAUUGUCUUUGCCAAGCCUAUCAAAUUUGCACUAUUGUUCACCUUUGGCAAUGUGUUGGCAGUUGGAAGCACAGCCUUCCUCAUUGGACCUGAGCGACAGCUAGGUAUGAUGUUUGACCCUGUCCGCAUAUAUGCAACAGUUAUUUACAUCGGAUGUGUUGUUCUGGCUCUCAUUUUUGCUCUCUUGAUUCAUAGCAAGAUUUUAACAGUGUUUGCAAUCAUAUUCGAGAUUUGUGCCCUUAUCUGGUACGGUCUGAGCUAUAUUCCUUUUGCUCGGAGAAUGGUGUCUAGUUUGAUGAUCCGAUUAUGCGACACUGAGUUAUAGGCUCAUAGCUAAUGCAAAUUCUAGGAGGGCAAUAAAAUGAGAGAUUCUUGAAACCUAGGCUUAUGGCUGCUGUCUUCCUGCUUUUCAUCUGAGUUCGUGCAGAAAGAAUUUUUUCCACUUGAAUUUAGAGCUUGGCUUUUCUGAUUGUUAAUUUGGCAUUAUAUGGUUAAUGGUUUCUUAUUUCAAUUUCAUUUACUUUUACCUCGUCUCCUUUCAACUUUCCUUAGGCUAAAGGAACAUGGCCUUGAGCCGAAGAGACCUGGUACAUUCGGCUACACUUUUUGCUUUUGCAAAAAAUACUAUCUGCUUGCAAGUUGUAGAUAUGCAAAGACAAUAUGAAGAUUGAACUCUUUCCUGA